AUGAAACUCGCGAUUGUCCCUCCACCCUUCCUUUUUUUGACACUCACUACCCAUUCUGUGCUACAUGCUCAGUGCAAGAUGUUGCUGCCGUCAUUGCUGUCGGGCAUGUUCUUCAAAACGAAUCCGCCAGGAACGCAUGCUCCAGAGAACGUUUCAACAACUAUUGAAGCUGCAGUUAAAUCUGGCGCCCCGUCUGCUGCAGACGAUGUCAGCGGCGGUCAGGUAACUGGGGCUGUAGAUUUUGCUCCGGAGGUGGAUGCCAUUCGAGAUAGUGCUGAGGCAACGCAGCCAACUGACCAAGAAGUGUUUGGCGAAGAACUGAUCAUCACUCAGACUGAGGAACAAGCACCAGAAACCGAAUAUGCUACGGAAAGCUUCGGAAGCUCGAAUGGAGACGUCACAGCUGCAACACCGCAAGCGGGCUCCACUUUGGAGGCCCCGAACACUGACGCACAAGGUUUUGCCAAAGCCGAAGAGCAGCAACUUUCCGAAAAUGAUGCUUGGAAUAACUCGGAGCCGCUGCAAUCUGUCGGCGAGUCUGCAGAGGCUUCCUGGAUAUCAAGCGUCAGCAAAGACAGUGCCAUCGAAGCCCUACUUCCCCUUGUGGCUAUGACCCCCGUGUUAGCAGCUGCGGGCUUUCAUGCUGACAUUCAAAAGUUAUCAAGCGGCACAUUCCUUGUGCGAUUCCCACGCAUCGACUACGCUGUGCAAGUAAAAGACCUUACGAGAUACUGA
Messenger RNA from Cyclospora cayetanensis, 735 nucleotides. RefSeq lists its product as uncharacterized. NCBI's taxonomy places the organism in Eukaryota, Apicomplexa, Conoidasida, Eucoccidiorida, Eimeriidae. The coding region runs from base 1 to 735 and encodes 244 amino acids. The record is from RefSeq and is a predicted model, not a curated record. The transcript has a single exon.